AUGUUCGGUUUCUUCGGCCGGCCGCGGAAUGAGGACAAGACGCCGCCCAAAAAGAACCCGAACAAUCGACCUGCAGCCGCUACCAAGAAACCGCGAACCGCGGGUGCUGACGUGGCACCGGGAGCAGAAGGCACUUCGGAUGGAACCGAUGUCGGUAGCGUCUUAGGCGAAUUAGGUAUUGCGGUCGAUGAUGGGGUCACCGCGGAGACUUUGCGCGCGCAGGCCAAGGAGCAGCGCGCCAAAGCUUCCGCCAUGCGCGAGGCGGGGUUGUACGCGGGCGCGCAGAAGGCGCUGAAAGCGGCGCGCGAGCUGGAGAAGCGCGCCAAGGACAAGGAUGACUCCGCCGCAACCGCCGCCGCGCUUGCGGGCGCGUCCCGGGAGGCGGAAGAGAUAGCGCGGGAAGCCAUGGCGCGCGGAAACGCGCUUGGCGUGGCCGCUGGCGCGCGCGGGACGGGAGGGAAACGCGUAGCGGCAGCGAGAUCCCGUGAAGCGGCACCGGAGGUCCGAUCCGCGGAUACGGGGAAAGCGGGCGGAGUGGGUAGAUCCGGAGCUGCUGGCGCAAGAGCAGCGGGGGAGCGGAAGGGCGCCGCGGCGGAAGGCGUGAAGGCGGAGCGGAAGGGGUUAGCGCGGCUGAACGCGGGGGUGGACGACGAUGGGGAGAUGAUGGCGCAACUCCGUGAGCUGGGAUGGGCGGAACCAGCGGGGGGAGCUGGCGGGGGGGGGCUUUUGGCCGGACUUGAUGACGUGGACGGGGCGGCGGCGGAGCAGGACGAGGUGAGCGCGGCGCGCGAAGCAGCGGAAGCGCAAGUAUUGGACUUAAAGCGCAAGGCGCGGCAACUUAAGGGACAGGGGCAGGUUCAGGAGGCGUUGGCGGAGCUAAGAAAAGCUAAGAAGCUCGAGAAAGAAAUAGAAGACGGCUCGUUCUUAUUGAACCUAGCGGACGGCACGGAGGGAGGACAUGAUGACGAGGAGAAGCGGCUUCUAGCCAGUCUCGGGCUGACAAGUGUCGAUGACGUGGCACUAGUGGAAGAGACGGAUUUAAGGAUGGGGGGAAUGGGGAGAGGUGGCGGAGGUAUGGGCGGAAGAGGCGGAGGAGCGGACCUAGACUUGGCUCAAAUUAUGUCUUUAAUUGCUGAUAUAGGUGACGAGGAGGACGAGGAGGGGGAGGGAGAUGGUGGGGGUAUAGAUGGGGUUGAGAUUGGAGGGGCGAGGAGGGGAGGGAGGGGAGGGGGUGAUUAUAUGGGAGGUGCUAUUGACGAUGGGGAGUGUAUGGAUGAACUGAGGGCACUCGGGUGGGAGUCAGAUGAGGAAGGGGAGGAGGGAGAGGGAGGAGGAGGAGAGAAAGGAGGGGGGGAGGAGGAAGAAGAGGAGGUGGAUAUAGCCGCGAUGCAAGCAGAGGCGUUGGAUUGGAAGCGGAAAGCGGUGGGCUUUAAGAGGGAGGGGCGGAUGGGAGAGGCGAUGGAGGCUUUAAGGCGCGCCAAGGGGCUGGAGGCGAGGAUAGAGGCGGCUAUUAUGCUGGGCGCAGGCGGGGUUUCCAUGGGCCGAGAGAGGACGGACGGAAAAGGAAAAGAUUUGACUAGUGAAAAGGAGGAAGAGAAGGUGGAGACAAGCCCUGUCGCCCAGGAGCCAGAAACUGCCGAGGAACUUGAGGCGGCGGCGCGGGAGUGCAAGCUGGCUGCUGUGGGGCUGAAGCGGGAUGGGAGGCUCGGAGAAGCCUUGGAUCAGCUGAAACGAGCCAAAGAGCUGCAGGCUCGGGCUGACCAGGCUCGGGCGGAACAGACUGGGGUAGAACAGGCUCGGGUGGAUCAGGCUCGGAAUGAAAAAUCUGAGGAAGCAAAGGCGGCUGCAACAGGAGCACCGGCAGCAGCAGCACCGGCAGCAGCAGAAGCAGCAGCAGCAGCAGCAGCAGCAGCAGCAGGAGCACCGGCAGCAGCAGGGGCAUCGGCAGCAGCAGCAGCAGUGCCGGCAGCAUUAGCAGAUAUGGAUGAGGGAAUCCGCGCAAUCCUUAUGAGCGGUGAUGAUGAUGAUGAUGAUUUUGAUGGGGAUGGUGAUGCGGAGGAGGAUGAUCCGGACAUGCUUGCUGCUCUGGCUGCUGCUGGCCCUGCCGCCCAGGAGCCAGAAACUGCCGAGGAACUUGAGGCGGCGGCGCGGGAGUGCAAGCUGGCGGCUGUGGGGCUGAAGCGGGAAGGGAGGCUCGGAGAGGCCUUGGAUCAGUUGAAACGAGCCAAUUUGCUGCAGGCCCGGGCAGACCAGGUUCGGGCGGAACAGGCUCGGAGUGAAGAGCUUCGGGAAGAGAAGACGGAGGAAGGGAAGGCUGGGAACUGCGAGGAGAGGAGGGAGGUAGUUGGUGGUGACGUCAGAAGUACUGGCGAUGACAGCGGUGGUGCUAAUGCUGCUGCUGCUGCUGCUGCUGCUGAUGAUGAUGGUAGCGGUGGUGGUGGUGCGUCUGCUGUUGCUUCUGCUGAUGCAGACACAAGCCAGUUGGGUGCGGCGGUGAUUGCUACUAGCAUGGCGCCUGCUGUUGCUGCUUUGAUCGCUGCCAUGCAGUUGCAACAAAAGCAGCAGCAGCAGCAGCAGCAGCAGCAGGAGCAGCAGCAGCAGUAUCAGGAACAGCAGCAACCGCAGCAGAAAGAACAAGAGCUGCUGAUAGAAACAUUGCAAAGCUGCAAAGUAACUCCGUUUGCAGUCCAUGCAGCUGAUGUGGCUGAUGCAGUUAAUGUGGCUGGUGCUGUUAAUUUGGCUGCAAUAGAUUCAUUCCCUGUCUCCGCAGCAUCAGCAGCAGCACCAGCAGAAGCAGCAGGAGGAACAGCAGAAGCAGCAGGAGGAACAGCAGAGACAGCGGGUGUUGCUGCCACUGGAAUCGCACGAGAAGAAGGGAGCAAGGAGGGAGGGGAGGGCAUGGGGGAAGAGAGGGAGAGCAGCAGGGAGGAGAUGGAGGCAGAAUUGCUGGCGUGCAGGAGAAGGGCGGUGGCUUUCAAGAGGGAGGGCAAGCUGGGGGAGGCGUUAUCUGAGCUCAAGAAGGCCAAGGCGCUCGAGAAACAGCUGGCAGAGACAGCGCAGUCGCUGCAGCAGCAGGUGAUGGAGCAGAAGAGGAGGGCAGUUGAGUUGAAGCGGGCUGGAGACACGGCGGGGGCGUUGGCUGCUCUCAAGCUGGCCAAACAGUUGCAGGCGCAGAUCGGUUGA
Molecule: messenger RNA, 3183 nt
Organism: Closterium sp. Yama58-4
Lineage: Eukaryota; Viridiplantae; Streptophyta; Zygnematophyceae; Desmidiales; Closteriaceae
Source: the annotation of a GenBank genome assembly